This is a messenger RNA of Ceratosolen solmsi marchali, 1570 nucleotides long. RefSeq lists its product as uncharacterized. The coding region runs from base 595 to 1503 and encodes 302 amino acids. Lineage: Eukaryota; Metazoa; Arthropoda; Insecta; Hymenoptera; Agaonidae. The transcript is spliced from 3 exons. The record is from RefSeq and is a predicted model, not a curated record.
UCGAUUAAAUGUUUUUGAAUGAAAGAAAGACAACAAGGGAGAAAGCGAGAGGCCGAAAAGUAAAAGAUAGGUUAAGCAAUUCAGAGCGAGUAAUGAUGAAUGGUUAUCUGGAUGUGUAUACUUGUUUCCAUAUGUGAUACGGAUGAAAGGAGGGGCAGAUAUGCCUGUGCACAAUUGACAAUGACUGAUAAAUGUUACCAUGUUAUCCGACGCAUACACAAUGUUUAUUACGGCAAGGAGGAACGGCGGAACCGGUUUGUUAGCCAGUGAUGUUCCGUUGAAUAGCGAGAAAGAGACAGAAAGCACCUCUCAUCUAUUCAUCGAUCGGCUUUAGUUCUCGUCCCUAGCUGCUUCGGCAUAAACCGCGCGUAUGCUUACGCAGCUACGUCAUUCAUGUACACAACCGUCUUGAAAAGUGAGCUUGGGAACAACAGUCUGCAGUUCGCACUUUCGGAGCUGCGACAACUGCCUUGUUAUUUACUUCUUUCUGCUACUUGAAUCGGUAUUUUUCUUCCUCUUUUUCAAGCUCAACGUUGCUGCCGCCAUUAUUGUCGACACGAGAAUUUCAUCAUUUUCAUUUUCACGUAUAAAAGUAUGGUAGGCAAAGAUGACGAAGUCGGAGAUAUCGACGACGAGAGUUUGGCGCGCGUCAAAUUGAUAUCCAGCAAAACAAGACAGCUGGAGGAAACGGCUGAUCAGGUUCGCCAGGACAUAAAAAACUGCUUUGAGCGACUCGCUGGGGUCCUAAGAGGCCGAGAGAAGCAGCUCCUUCGGCAAGUCGAAGCCAUUCAUAGACAGCAGCUAUCGCUUGUACAAACAAAUUCAGAGCUUUUACCAGCCACCUCCAACCUUGACGCAGAUUUGAGCACCGAGCAACAAUUGGUUAACCAAUUACUCCAUUUCGGUAGGAUCGAUCUCUCUAAUAGCAUCGCCGUAAACGACUCCGAACCGUACAAGGUCGAGGAGUACCAAGAGGCUGCCGAUGAUUAUGUUAGUUUUCAGAAAUCAUUGAAAAGUGAGACCGAAGAAAUUGACGUGUCCAGCAUCUUACGAAGGAAGCGCGACACUAACGCAUCAUCUAAAAUGACAACAAGAAACCUUGACAAUAAAACUGUGGAUCCUGAAACCAGUAUCAAUUAUGAAAAAAUUUCUUGUAAUGAAAGCAAGGAUAAUAGCUUUACUUCUGAUGCAACUUCAUUACCUAGUGAAAAAGUUUUACAGAGUGACAAUUUGUAUCUUGAAGAUAAAAGUAUUAAUACAUUUAGCUGUUCGGCUGUCACAUGCAUUCAAUGCAAUGAGCAUUCCAAGACAGCUGAUAAUUAUCCGAUUGUCAUAGCACAAGAAAAAACAAAGCAUGAAGGUGUUGAGCAUCCCAUACAGAUUCAACAGUGGCUUCAGCAAAUUUUAGCAGAAACCGAAACUGAGCCAAUCAUUCAUGAGAUUGGUCAAUUUUCGAAAAUACCAAAUACUCGAUUGUACCAAGAAUUUCCAGUAGAAACUUAAGUCUGAAAUAGUAAUUAUUGAAUUAAAAUUAAAUAAGAAAACAAAAUAAUUGAGAAAAUGUUCCAAU